Aricia agestis (brown argus) is the source of this 904-nucleotide messenger RNA. RefSeq names its product UPF0488 protein CG14286. NCBI's taxonomy places the organism in Eukaryota, Metazoa, Arthropoda, Insecta, Lepidoptera, Lycaenidae. The transcript is spliced from 3 exons. The coding region runs from base 152 to 736 and encodes 194 amino acids. The record is from RefSeq and is a predicted model, not a curated record.
ACCAACUACCAAGCCAACCUCAGUUUUUAGAAAACACAUUGUUUAAUUUAUUAAUUUUACAAAACUUUUGUAACAAACCAAGCAAUAAACAAUUUUGAAAACUAAACUGUAAAAUUUGCAUUCGAAUAAGUGAAGCUCAUUAUCAAGAACUAUGCCGAAAGCAAAGAAGCUUCACGUGAAGGGCAAGCCUAAUGCUUUACAAAAAAGUUGUAAAGUCGAGGAAACCACCAAUGACACAAAAGAAUCCAUAAGAGAGUUUGAAUUGCAAUUGUGCUGGUGUAUUAAUCAGCUAGAGAAAACUUUAGCCGCAAAGAAGGGAACAGAAAAACAAUUGCAAGAAGCAUGGAAAACAGUGACCGUGCUAAAAAGCAAUAACCAAGCAAUGAUUAGAAAGCGACAAUUAAUGCGGACUACUUUCGGUGACUACAGAGCGCUUAUGGCAGCUGAGGAGAAACAGCUGGCAAAAAUGGCGAGCAAAAUGAAAAUAACGGAAAGUACUUCCAAGCCAAAAGCCACAUUUCUGAGGAAAUCUGCAUUUUUAUCAAACGGAGACACCUCAUUUAAAUUCAAUUUUGAUAUUCAAGAAAGUGAAAAAAUAGCAAGUGAAGGGGAAAAUAAGGAUACGGAGUCCAAAAAACCCGAAGAACCUAAAGUACAAGAAGAUAAACCAGCCGGCAUCAAUUUUGCACCAACAAAUUCAGAUUUUAAAUUUAAUUUCAUCAUAGACAAUAAUUAAUGUAGACUAAUUUUUUUAUAAAAUUAUUUUUAAUUUUAUAAAAAAAUUAGUUGACAGUAACAGAUUGAUAAAUACAAUGUUCAAUGAAUUCUAAGCCACAAACAAUUUAUUAUUAGUGUGUUUACCAAUCUGUUUCUUAUUUUUAAAUAAAUUUAUAUUGUUAAAUUA